AUGGAUGAUACAACAUUCGAAGAGGUAUCAUCAUCGAUAAAAAAUUCAAUUGAAUCUAUUGCAAAUCGAUGCGGAGAUGAAGUACAUUCGAAAGUGAAGGGAGAAAUAGAAAAACUGAUGAAAAGCCAAAUGAAUGACAAUAUGGGCCGACAUGUUUUAUCAUCUCUCCAUAAUCUUGAGGAAAACUUUGAGGACAUUUCACAAGAUAUGAAAGACAUCAAAUCACAUUUGGGAAUUCGAGAAAAACUCAAUGUAUCUCACGAGAAUAUAUACGAAGAACCUCCUCGAAGAAAUGCAACAAAAACAAGUUUGUCCUUAUAUGAGACGACACCCCCUGAAAUUAGCAGGUAUGAAAAAAUAGUAGCAGACAUCCAUGAAGCACGUUACACAGAUUGUAAUUUUCAAUACUACAUGGACAAAAUUUUUGAAACAAGUAAUUUUCUUCGUCAAACAAAUAGGGAAGGAUUUUUUGACAUUGAUUUGGCUGUUGAAAAUGAAAAUUUGAAAAUAAUUCAUGUUUUAUCCAUAUACUGGCGUUAUUCCAAGCGCCUCCCUCCUGAGAUAUGCAUAUUUUUAUGCGCAUGUAAAAAGGGGUUUAUUCAUAUAAUGGAGUAUAUUUUGAAAAAGAAUGGAGAUAUCCUGCAUAAAACUGAUCUUAGGGGAUGGAACGCAGCACAUUAUGCUGCUCAAGGGGGACAUAUAAAACUGUUAGAGCUCCUUCUAGAUAAAGGAGUUCGGUUUGAUCAGACCACAAAUGAAAAAGAGAGCAUUCUCCACAUUGCUUCUCUUAAUGCAAAAUUUGAAAUGUGUCAAUUUAUUAUAACUAAAUUUCCACAAAUGCGGCAGGAAUGUGAUAAAAAUGGUCAGAACGCGAUCCAUUUGGCUGCACUGGGAGGAAAUAUUAAGAUUUUACAAUUUCUGGUCGAUAAAGGAGUGGAAAUUUAUCAGUCUAACAAUAAAAACUCUACUGUUCUUCAUGCAGCAUGUCGUAAUGCCCAUUAUGAUAUGUCCAAAUACAUUCUGUGUAAGUAUCCAGAAAUGCUGAAUUUAUAUAAUACAGACGGAUGGAAUGCUGCACAUUUUGCUGCAAGAGGGGGGGAAGUUAAGAUUUUACAAAUGCUGAUAAAUGAAGGUGAAGAAAUCAAAUUAACAUAUGCUGAAAGAAAUAUUCUGCAUAUUGCAUGUCAAUAUGCCCAUUUCGAUAUGUGUAAUUAUAUUCUAUCUAAGUUCCCGAAAAUGUUAGAAUGCAAAUGUGAGGAUGGAUGGAUAGCAAUUCAUUUUGCUGCUAAAGGAGGGAAUCGUAAAAUUUUACAGAUGUUAUUAGAAAAGGGAGCUUUGGAAAAAGAAAUUACCUCUGCUAAAAAGAGUAUACUACAUAUCGCAUGUGUCAGUUCCCACUACGAUAUAUGUGAAUACAUUGUAACAAACUAUCCUGAUAUACUGCAUUGGGAUGAUGCUUCGGGAAGGAAUGCUGUGCAUUUUGCUGCGCAGGGAGGAAACAUCAAUAUUCUAAAUCUCCUUUUAAAAAAUAAUGCUAAUGCAAAGACCAUUACUAAUACGAAGAAAAACAUACUUCAUAUCGCAUGUGAGAAUGAGAAAUAUGAUAUGUGCAAAAAGAUUUUAUAUCAUUUUCCUGACAUGCUGGGAAAGGUUGAUGAGGUAGGCAGGAAUGCUGCACAUUGUGCUGCAUGUGGAAAUAAUGUAAAUCUUCUACAGCUACUGAUAGAAAAAGGAGUAAAAGCAGAUCAAACUAUUGACGGUGAAAUAAAUAUACUCCAGUUAGCAUGCAGCUAUGGGAAAUAUGAAAUGUGUCAAUAUAUUUUAUCAAAAUAUCCAGAAAUGUUGAAAUCGUGUGAUGCAAAAGGCUGGAAUCCUGCACAUUAUGCGGCACUAGGAGGACAUGUUCACAUUUUAAUGCUUCUUGUUGAAAAAGGAAUUAAUGCAAACCACAAACUCAAAGGUGGAAUGACUAUCCUCCAUAUAGCAUGUGCAAAUGCCCGAUAUGAAAUGUGUCAAUAUAUUUUGUCAGAGAUUCCGAACAUGAUCAGUGAAGUAGAUAUAAGAGGAAGGAAUGCAGCACAUUAUGCUAUACUACAAGACAAUCUGGGUAUUUUAAAACUGCUUAUAGAAAAAGAGUUACCAAACACGAAUUAUCAAGAUAACAUACUUAAUAGUGUUUGUGCUUAUGCAAGAUUUGAUAUGUGUGAGUACAUAUUAUCAAAGUAUCCCAAUACCAUAAAUCUGGUGAACAAAAAAGGAUGGAAUGCUGCUCAUUCGGCAGCUCGUGGUGGAAAUGUCAAAAUUUUACAGUUGCUUUUAGAAAAAGGAAUCAAAGCAAAUGAAACCACGUGUGAUGAGGAAAACAUACUCGACAUAGCUU
This is a messenger RNA of Saccostrea cuccullata (small rock oyster), 2380 nucleotides long. RefSeq names its product putative ankyrin repeat protein RF_0381. Gene Ontology annotation, molecular function: protein binding. The annotation marks the transcript as partial. Lineage: Eukaryota; Metazoa; Mollusca; Bivalvia; Ostreida; Ostreidae. The record is from RefSeq and is a predicted model, not a curated record. The transcript is spliced from 3 exons.